GAGCUGGUUCACUUCCUAUCGGGACUGAAAACCAAGUGAGGAGAUGAAGGAAUGCAGUGUACUACACCAGAGAAUACAGAGAGGAUAGACAUCUUUACCCAAGAAACAACUGUACAAUUGUGGGAAGACAUCAGUCCCUUCACAACGUUGUUCGACACAGCGAAGCCUGGGGAGUGAAACCAUCAUCUGGAAAUCGGUCAGAUCAGGGAAGCUUUGACAUGUCAUCAGAUCUGAAAUUGCUCAGUGGUGCGGAGCCUUCCAUCAGAACCAACCUUUCUGAAGGUUCGACUGUGGGUGAUCGGUCAGGGUGAGGCUGGGAAGAAGUGUGAGUGGCUCCAAGUGUAGUGAGAGCUUCAAUCGUUCAUUGAGCCUCAUGAACCACUGAUUCAUUCUUAUAGGUGAGAGGAGGCUCAAGUGUGGGGUGGGCCCCACAAGUUCAUCAGAUUCCCUGAAAACUAAGUUCAUCUGUUGUAACUUCUGUAACCCUGAGGUGGUGUCAUGGAAAACACACGCUUCAAAUGUGAGGUGUGUGACCAAGCCUUUAGACAGUCAUCAGCACUCAUGCAACACCAUUGCAUUCACACAGGAGAGAAGUCAUUCACAUGCAAGAUGUGUGACAAAUCAUUCUCAAAGUUAACAUACCUCCGCAUACACCAACGCAUUCACACAGGGGAGAAGCCAUUUACUUGUGAGGUGUGUGACAAAUCAUUCUCAUACUCAUCAAACCUCAGCGAGCACAGACGCAUUCACACAGGGAAGAAGCCAUUCAUCUGUGAAGUGUGCAACAAAUCGUUCUGUAAGUUAACAAGCCUCCAUGUACAUCAACGUGUUCACACAGGGGAGAAACCAUUCACUUGCAAGGUGUGUAACAAAUCAUUCUCCUAUUCAUCAACCCUCAGUGCACACCAACGCAUUCACACAGGGGAGAAGCUAUACACUUGUGAUGUCUGUGACAAAGCCUUCACACAGUUAUCUAGCCUCCUGGUCCAUCAAAGAAUCCACUUAGGGCAGAAACCCUUCAAAUGUGAGGUUUGCUUUAAAGCUUUCACAACAUCUACAAAGCUUCUGACACACCAAAGUGUUCACACGGGAGAGAAACCUUUUAAUUGUGAGGUUUGUAAGAAAGCUUUCACCCAAUCCUGUGAUCUCCUAACACACCAAAGGAUUCACACAGGGGAGAAGCCAUUUAUAUGCAAUGUAUGCAACAAAUCAUUCUCGCGAUCAUCAAACCUCAGUGCACAUCAAAGGAUUCACACAGGGGCAAAACCAUUCACAUGCAACUUGUGUGACAAAUCAUUCUCACAGUUAACAAACCUCCGUGUACACCAACGCAUUCACACAGGGGAGAAACCAUUUAAAUGCGAGGUGUGUGACAAAUCAUUCUCCUACAUAACAAUCUUCCGUGCACACCAACGCAUUCACACAGGGGAGAAGUUGUACACCUGUGAGGUGUGUGACAAAGCCUUCACACAGUUAUCUAGCCUCCUCGUCCACCAGACAAUCCAUAGCGGGGAGAAACCCUUCAAAUGUGAGAUGUGUGAUAAAGCUUUCCCAACGUCUACGAAGUUCCUGAGACACCAGAGUGUUCACACUGGGGAGAAACCCUUCAAGUGUGAUGUUUGUGAGGGAGCUUUCAGUCACUCCUGUGAUCUUGUAAUGCACCAAAGGAUUCACACAGGGGAGAAACCCUUCAAAUGUGAGGUGUGUGACCGUGCCUUCACACAGUCAUCAGCUCUUAUGCAGCAUCAACGUAUUCACACUGGGGAGAAGCCAUUCAAGUGUAAAAUAUGCAACAAAUCAUUCUCACGAUCAUCAACCCUCCAUGUGCACCAACGCACUCACACUGGGGAGAAACCAUAUGUGUGUGAUACAUGUGACCAAUCAUUCUCACAGUCAUCAAACCUCCGAGUACACCAACGCAUUCACACAGGGGAAAGACUGUUCAAUUGUGACUUGUGUGAGAAAUCAUUUUCACGGUCAUCGACCCUCCGUGAACACCAACGCGUUCACAUGUGAUGUGUGACAAAGCCUACAAGCACUUGUUUGAUGCUGCAGGUCCAUCAAAGCAUCCAUACGGCGGAGAAACCAUUCACCUGUGAGGUGUGUCAUACGAGUUUUGUACAGUUAUUAGGCUUAUUAAAUCAUUGCCACAUUCACAUAGGAGCCAUUCAAACAUGAGUGAGCCUUCACACAGUCAGCAAUGCUGAUGAAACAGUGACGCAUCCAAAUUGAGGAGAAAUCUGUUUAAGUCAGAGGCUGUGACAAGCUUCACAAGCUCUCUUAUGUUUUAAUACAUCAGGUGAUUCAGACAGGGGAGCAAUUUUUCAAAUGUGAACUGUAUGACUGAGAUUUUAGACACUCAGUGAACAUGUGAACCAGCCACAUCCAUGUUUCGGAAAAAAGUUUUUUCAGUGUAAGACAUGUAAUGAGGGCUUUUUAUAAUCAUUGCACUGGUGAAAAACCAGUACUUUCAUACAGAAUGGAGACCAUUCAGGUGUGAGGGUAAAUGACAAGGUUUUCAUACAAUUAGCGAGUCUCCUGCUCCAUCAGUGCACUUUCAAUGGGAAACCCCUAUCUGUGUGAAUUCUGUAAUAAAGCCAGACCUCCUGGAACAUCAGAGAAUCAACAUAGAGAACAAAUUAUUUUAUUGUGGCAUGUGCCAAGAUCAUUUCACCUCUGCUCCUCUCUUGACACUCUGAGCUGGGUCACCUACUUCUGUUGCACUGAGAGCUGACUGUGUCAUUUACCCUCCAGUGCUCAAACAAGGGAACUGACAUUCAAAAGUACCGUCUGUCUCAACAGGGUCUGCCUCAAACUUCUUCCACCAUCGGCUAACCGUUUCAAUAAGGUUAAUUUAACCUCUGAUCGCUAAAAUCACUAAAAGACAUAAAUAUGUAACAAAACUAUUGUAUAAACUCAGCAUCUUUUCAGUGUCACAUCAGGUACGAGUCACUCCUUACAGAAAGUCCAAAAUAUAAGUGUAAUUAUGAACUUGGAAAUAGCUGCCAUGAGCUCAAGUGUAAAUCCCUUGCAUCUUUCUUUCAAUAAAGUAAUCUGAAUCUCCUUCUGACCUUUAAUGAUGAAAUACACAGGCUAACUGUAAGCCAGACUCCAGCUCAGUCACAUGACCCUUCAUUUACAUCAAUUAAAAAAUAUUGGUCCAAACUGUAACUCCCAUAAACCAACAGAUUUAAUUAUUCUUAAAACCUCACAAACUUCACACCAUAAAAAAAUGAAUCAUCAUGUUUUGACAGGAAAGGCUUGGGAGGUUAUUGAGCACUUUUUCGUGAAUAGUUUGUGGAAUUUUCUGCAAAAAAAGAUUCUGUGAUUGAUGGCAAAGGUCAAUGAAGUUAAAUCAGAAUUUUGAAAACCCAACAGAGAUGUCGCUAAUGGAAGAAUUUUGGAAUGUUAUUCCUUUUGGAAUCAAGUUCCUGAUGGAAUACCAUAAAAUUUCUAGAAUAGAGAAAGCAGCUGUUUUAGCUGAUAGUUAUAACUUAAUCCCUUGGUUAAUGGAUGAAAAAAAAAUCACAGGUGAUUUGAUGAUGCAAAAGCAAUCAGUUGUGUGUAUGUACAUUUCUGGAUAUAAAAGAAAAAGAAAAAAAAUCCAUAAGCCUUGGAAUGCCAAUAAAAGUUUGAAAUCAGCACAGGAGCUGGUCAGACAUGCUAAUAAACAAAACACUAAUGCAAUGCAGGGAGGUAAGAAUGUUAUGUUCUUGAAACAGUUGGUGAGAGUUUCUGCUUUUUUUCAAGAACAUGAUGUAUCAGUAGGAGGAGCUGAUGACCUGUAAAAUGUCAAAUUUCAAUGGGUAUAAUUCAAAGCUUAAAAGACUAUGAAGGUUUCAUAUUUCAGGGUGAAGAAACUCCAGUUUUGUCUGAUAAAAGACAUAAAAGCUUGAUACUAGCAAAAGCUGUGAAUCUUCCUCCAGAAAAUGCACUGAACCAUACAGUACUGAUACAGGGCGCUCAUGGAAACCGUUUACCAGUUUUAUUGUAUAGAGUGAAUUUAAAUGGUGCUUUACACAGUAGGUAUGUUGUUAUUGGAGUACUCCUGCAUUUCUUUAUAUAUUGUGUCAAUUUUAUUGUCGUAAAUGCUCUUUUGAGGAAUAAAAUGAUGCCAUCUCCUGAGAUGGUAGACAAAUUAAUUGAAAUUGACAAUGUACUCACAGAAUCUGGGACUAAUUGUAAUUCAGCUGUGGAAAUAACUGCUCCUGCUAAAGGUAUGUCUGAAGAGACAUGAUUGUAAACAAAAGGACUUGUUUAUGGUGAAUAUUGUUAUUUCAAAACAACCAAGGCCCACUGAAGUUCUGGAAAGCACAGCAGACUUUAGAAGGAAAAUCAUUAAAUCCUGUGUUUAAGCAUGUAUGUAAAGAUAGUUGGAACUGCAGAUGCUGGAGCAUCUGAGAUAAC
This is a messenger RNA of Stegostoma tigrinum, 4407 nucleotides long. Its product is annotated as zinc finger protein 271-like. The record is from RefSeq and is a predicted model, not a curated record. Bases 499 to 2016 code for a protein of 505 amino acids. Gene Ontology annotation, biological process: regulation of transcription by RNA polymerase II. NCBI's taxonomy places the organism in Eukaryota, Metazoa, Chordata, Chondrichthyes, Orectolobiformes, Stegostomatidae. The transcript is spliced from 2 exons. Gene Ontology annotation, molecular function: RNA polymerase II cis-regulatory region sequence-specific DNA binding; DNA-binding transcription factor activity, RNA polymerase II-specific.